Molecule: messenger RNA, 192 nt
Organism: Sphenostylis stenocarpa
Lineage: Eukaryota; Viridiplantae; Streptophyta; Magnoliopsida; Fabales; Fabaceae
Source: the annotation of a GenBank genome assembly
AUGAAAGCAACGAUAGCUACCACCGACCACAAGACCACAUCACAACCAAUGCUUCAACAAGGACUCUCACAUUUAGCUGCUUUCUUUGCCAGUAUUCACAGUGCCUUUUUGCUUCUUUUUCUGACUGUUGUCAAAAAGAAAAAACCAAGCAGUUUACAACCGCAGAUGCAAAUUGAAAAGUCUCAUCAAUGA